This is a messenger RNA of Phytophthora infestans T30-4, 1685 nucleotides long. RefSeq names its product myosin-like protein. Gene Ontology annotation, molecular function: protein binding; metal ion binding. The record is from RefSeq and is a predicted model, not a curated record. The transcript has a single exon. The coding region runs from base 117 to 1433 and encodes 438 amino acids. NCBI's taxonomy places the organism in Eukaryota, Oomycota, Peronosporomycetes, Peronosporales, Peronosporaceae.
ACGAAACGUAGCAGUUUUUCAAGCUAGAGCGCGUCGGCGUUCGUUACUACAGUACAUAUCGAAAACCCAGCUUCAGCUUCCGUCCUCGCCACUUCUUCUUCUCUCCGCUCACUGCCAUGCCCUCUGCUGAAGUGGAUAUCGACAACAUCCGCGCUGACCACGCGCCGCUGUCGCCGGAUAAAUACGCGGCCACAGUGCCGGCCACCAGCAGCACGGCCAGUUUCAAGGCCUACUCCUUGGGCGAUGAGGAGGACAUUGACGACAGUCAGGUGCCGGCUUCGGCCCCCACGCGUGACUCGUUCGACUACCGCCGUGUACAGCAGGCCAGCAGCUUUGACGUGCAGGAGAUGAUCAACAUGCGUGAGAGCAACGUCCGGGACAGCCUCAUGCCGGGCCGCGAGCCCGGCUCCAACCACGACUCAGGCUCCAACAGCGGUGGCAGACCUACGGAAAUGGGCAACGCGCUCAUGCGCAUGGACGAGAGCUACCGUCGAGCAUACAACAGCAACCAGCGACCGUCGGCCAUGGGUACAACGCCCGACGGUCUGACACCGCUGUUGCAGGCGGCCCGGGCCGGCGACAUUGUGCUAGUGAACGCGCUAGUCAUCCAGGCCGGCACGGAUAUCCUCCGACGCGACCCCAUGUUCGGCCAGACGGCUCUGCACUUCGCCAUUCGAGGUGGCCACCUCAACGUGGUGCAGGCGCUACUCAUGCCGCAGUUGCGCGGCUCCAUCGUUAAUGUAGCCGACAACCGCCGCAACACGGCGUUGCAUUUGGCCGCGGCCAAGUCGCGUCGUAUGACCAAAGUGCUGUUGGAGUGCGGGGCUGACGUCAACUUCCUCAAUAUGCGUAACCAGACGCCGUUGGGUGUCCACAUUUUGACCGUCACAAGGGAUGACCCGACCAUGACGGAGAUCCUGCUGCAGCACCGCGCGAAUGCCAAUGCUCCGGUGGAUAAAUCCACGAUUCUGCAUGUGGCCCUGGACAAGGGACUGAUUCAGGUCGCUACGCGACUUGUGCGCCACGGGGCCAGACUUGACCUUAAGGACGAGUCGGGCAAGACCGUAUUCGACAAGGUGGACCAGACCCAGCUCAAGAUGCUCAUGGCCAAGGUGGCCCACCCACCCGUAUGGGUACCGGACAGCGAGCGGUCCGAAUGCAUGGAGUGUCAGAAGAAAUUCGGCAGUCUAGACUCUCGUAGACACCACUGCCGCUUGUGCGGCCGAGUGCUGUGCUCCGCCUGUUCGGCGUGCCACGUGCGGGCCAAGAAACUGCCGUUCCCGGCCCGUCGCCGCGGUAAAAAGAACAAGGCCGAGAAAGGAUCGGCCAACACUCGUGUGUGCAAUAUGUGUUACGAGAUCUGUACUGAAGGCGACCUGCGGUUGUCGAACAACGGUGGGUUGGGGGCCCGGGCACACAGCGAUACAGCAUAACCUGGGGCGUGCCGUGCAAGCGUGAGCUUCUCCGUGUCUCCCGUGCUCUUCUCUCUUAUUUUUUCGCCUACGCUUUGGUCCGGAUGAUGGCUGUUGUUAUAGAAGUAGGCAUGUGGUCCCAAGAAGCUCUUCCAGACGUGUGGAAACGCAGAUACAGACAGGUAUACUCUUCUUCAUGUACGAGGUAGUGCAUGACGUGGCUUUCACGGCGGUGAUAAGACCACUACACAAGAAAUCAUUUCAGUACUCUAC